AUCGCAAGCCCACCAAACCGCCAACGAUGCCCCUCACAUUUCUACGACGCCUAGUACGGCCGGUAGCCUUCUCGUCGGCUUCAUUCACCUCGGUCCGGUCGAUAUGGCCCUCAAUCGCUGCCACGGCCUUCCAGACAACCUCACCCGCUUUCACAAUCCGGCCGACACCGUCAUCGCGCGCGCACAAAUGUACAUUAAUACAAGUCCUGCGGCAGGGAAGGAUAGCGCAAAAGGCACGAAAGCUGCGAUCACCCCAACUGAGGGAUAGGCCAGAGUUGAAGGGUGUAUGCUUGAAAGUAGGCACAACGAAGCCGAAGAAACCCAAUUCGGGUGAGAGAAAGAUUGCGAGGGUCAGACUGAGUACAGGAAAGGUCAUUACGGCGUAUAUUCCUGGCGAAGGGCAUAAUGUACAGCAGCAUUCAGUCGUCAUGGUGCGCGGCGGACGAGCGCAGGAUUGCCCAGGUGUGAAGUACCAUUUGGUUAGAGGAGCAUUGGACUUGGGUGGUGUUGGUAGCAGAAUCACAUCUCGGUCCAAGUACGGAACGAAGAAGCCCAAGACAGCGUAGAUGAGAAAAGUCUUGAGUGUAUACAUGUAUCAUACCCCAGCAUGAAUGGCGUUCAGAUGCAGUGUUUAUGAUAUGUAAAUGUUUGGACAGCAAUCAAUCUCAUGUGCAUUG
This is a messenger RNA of Pyrenophora tritici-repentis Pt-1C-BFP, 677 nucleotides long. Its product is annotated as mitochondrial 37S ribosomal protein uS12m. Gene Ontology annotation, cellular component: ribosome; small ribosomal subunit. Gene Ontology annotation, biological process: translation. The record is from RefSeq and is a predicted model, not a curated record. NCBI's taxonomy places the organism in Eukaryota, Fungi, Ascomycota, Dothideomycetes, Pleosporales, Pleosporaceae. Gene Ontology annotation, molecular function: structural constituent of ribosome.